AUGACGGCGGAACAGCCGUCUCUCAGCACCCCCGGGGGCAUCUCAGAUCCCGGCCUCAUCAAGCUCGUCAACAAACUGCAGGAUGUCUUCACGACCGUCGGCGUCAACAACCCCAUCGAUCUGCCGCAAAUAGUCGUCGUCGGCAGCCAGUCGAGUGGAAAGAGUUCCGUACUAGAAAAUAUUGUCGGGCGCGACUUUCUACCCCGCGGGUCCGGUAUCGUGACCCGUCGGCCGCUCGUGCUCCAGCUCAUCAACCGGACCGCCGGGUCCCAGUCAAAUGGCCUCGAGAAGGAGCUUGCCAACAGCACCGACAAGGCGGCGAACAUGGACGAGUGGGGCGAGUUCUUGCAUAUCCCCGGCCAGAAGUUCUUCGACUUUAACAAGAUCCGAGACGAGAUCAGUCGGGAGACUGAAGCAAAGGUCGGCAGGAAUGCCGGCAUCUCGCCCGCCCCCAUCAACUUGCGCAUCUAUUCGCCCAACGUGCUCAACCUCACCCUCGUCGAUCUCCCCGGCUUGACACGAGUACCCGUCGGCGACCAGCCCCGCGAUAUUGAGAGGCAGAUUCGUGACAUGAUCGUCAAGUACAUCCAAAAAUCCAAUGCCAUCAUCCUGGCCGUCACGGCGGCCAACGUUGAUCUGGCCAACUCGGACGGUCUCAAGCUAGCGAGAGAGGUGGAUCCCGAGGGCCAGCGGACUAUCGGUGUGCUCACUAAGGUGGAUCUGAUGGACGACGGCACCGAUGUUGUCGACAUUCUGGCGGGGCGCAUCAUCCCCCUCCGCCUGGGAUACGUGCCUGUGGUGAACCGCGGCCAGAGAGAUAUCGACAACAAGAAGACCAUCAACCUGGCUCUCGAAGCUGAGAAGAACUUCUUCGACAACCACAAGGCGUACCGGAACAAGAGCUCGUACUGCGGCACCCCAUAUCUGGCCCGGAAGCUCAACCUCAUCCUUAUGAUGCACAUUAAGCAGACCCUGCCAGACAUCAAGGCCCGUAUUUCCAGUUCGCUGCAAAAGUACAGCCAGGAACUAGAGUCUCUAGGUCCCUCGAUGCUCGGCAACAGCGCCAACAUCGUCCUCAACAUCAUCACCGAGUUCACCAACGAAUGGCGCACUGUUUUGGACGGCAACAACACCGAACUCUCCAGCACGGAGCUGUCCGGAGGCGCCAGAAUCAGUUUCGUCUUCCACGAGUUGUAUGCGAACGGUGUCAAGGCGGUAGACCCGUUCGACCAGGUCAAGGAUGUCGAUAUCCGCACUAUUCUCUACAAUUCGUCUGGCUCAUCUCCGGCUCUCUUUGUUGGCACAACCGCCUUCGAGCUUAUCGUCAAGCAGCAGAUCAAGCGGCUAGAAGAGCCCAGCUUGAAGUGCGCAUCUCUAGUAUAUGACGAGCUGGUUCGCAUCCUCACCCAGCUCCUCGGCAAGCAGCUCUACCGGCGCUAUCCCUCACUAAAGGAAAAGAUACACGCAGUCGUCAUUUCAUUCUUCAAGAAGGCGAUGGAGCCGACAAACAAGCUAGUGCGGGACCUCGUCUCCAUGGAGUCAUGUUACAUCAACACCGGACAUCCAGACUUUUUGAACGGUCACCGCGCCAUGGCGAUAGUCAACGAGAAGCACAACCCUGUGAAGCCAGUCCAGGUCGACCCUAAGACCGGGAAACCCCUGCCAGCUAGCGCUACGCCUGUGCGGGCGGCGAGUCCCACGCUGGUGAAUAGCGGUGACGGCGAGGGCAAUGGCGGCUUCUUUGGCAGCUUUUUCGCGGCCAAGAACAAGAAGAAGGCCGCCGCUAUGGAGCCCCCACCGCCGACUCUCAAAGCCUCGGGCACGCUGUCAGAGCGCGAGAACAUUGAGGUCGAAGUCAUUAAGCUUCUUAUCAACUCAUACUACAACAUUGUCAAACGGACCAUGAUCGACAUGGUCCCGAAGGCUAUUAUGCUAACCCUUGUCCAACUCACAAAGGACGAGAUGCAGAAGGAGUUGUUGGAAAACAUGUACCGCCAGAGCGAGCUCGACGACCUCCUCAAGGAGAGCGACUACACCACGCGCCGGAGGAAGGAGUGCCAGCAGAUGGUCGAGUCCCUGUCGCGCGCCAGCGAGAUUGUCAGCCAGGUACAGUAG
Lasiosphaeria miniovina is the source of this 2115-nucleotide messenger RNA. RefSeq names its product Dynamin central region-domain-containing protein. Gene Ontology annotation, molecular function: GTPase activity; GTP binding; microtubule binding. The record is from RefSeq and is a predicted model, not a curated record. The transcript has 6 exons. Lineage: Eukaryota; Fungi; Ascomycota; Sordariomycetes; Sordariales; Lasiosphaeriaceae. Gene Ontology annotation, cellular component: membrane; cytoplasm; microtubule. The coding region runs from base 1 to 2115 and encodes 704 amino acids.